Messenger RNA from Letharia columbiana, 2283 nucleotides. RefSeq lists its product as uncharacterized. The record is from RefSeq and is a predicted model, not a curated record. Lineage: Eukaryota; Fungi; Ascomycota; Lecanoromycetes; Lecanorales; Parmeliaceae. Gene Ontology annotation, molecular function: protein binding. Bases 1 to 2283 code for a protein of 760 amino acids. The transcript has 3 exons.
AUGGUGCCCCGGAGACCGUCUGUUGUUAUCGAUCAUUUGCUCAACAACUACGCUUGCGAGGACACUAAAGUUGCGUACGUGUACUGUGAUUACAAGGAUCAAGCUGUACAGACAGCUUCCAAUCUCGUUGCCUGUCUGGCCAGGCAAGUUAUCGGACGCCCGACGGCGUUACCGCAACAAUUAGAGGAAUUGUACAGAAAACUCGAACAGCAGAAGAGACGGCCAAGUCUGGAUGAGUUGAAGAAGCUUUUGGUAUCGCUUUGCAAUCUAUAUGAACGGACCUAUAUACUUGUGGACGCUCUGGACGAGUGCGAAGCAAAUCGUGAGAGGAGACUAUUGCUGCCUGUGCUUGAAGUCCUGCCAAAUACAUCCACGAGGCUCUUCGUGACUAGUCGUCCGAACAAUGAGGAUAUCUCUCAAAGUUUCCGCAAAGCACCUCAGAUUACCAUAGCAGCGCCCGUUUUAGACUUACACCGAUACAUCAUGGAGAGGAUCGAAGAAAGACGAGAUUCUGUUACCAAGUUAACACCCGAGCUGAAGGAAAAGAUCACAUCCACCGUUUCCGGCGCGGCGUCUGGCAUGUUUCUCCUCGCCGCUCUACAGAUCGACCGAAUCCUUGCCAUCAGGACAGUCAAGGGAAUUAAGUUGGCUCUUACAUCGAUGCCGAGAGAGUUAUAUGAACUAUACCGACAGACCCUGGAAAGAAUCCAAAAGCAAGCUGGUGAUGAUGGAGUAUUGGGUAUGAGAAUCCUUAGCUGGAUAACACAUGCCAAGAGACCACUAUCAGUCGAUGAGCUACGAUAUGGCCUGGCCGUCGAGUACAACGACGACGACGAUGACGAGGGUAAACUUAAGAAUUUCGACGAGGAAAACCUCCUCUCGCCAGGAAGCUUGGUCGAUGUGUGCGCGGGUCUUGUCGUGAUCGAUUCAACUAGUCAGAUUAUUCGUCUGGUGCAUUUCACUACCCAGGAAUACUUUGACAAGACACGCCUGCAUCUAUUCAAAGAUGCCGAACUUGAUAUAUCGAGAGCGUGCCUCUCUUAUCUGUCUUACGACUUUGGCAAAGAAUUUCUGAGCCUUCGAAUCGCACUCCAAUCACAUCCCUUUCUCAAUUAUGCAUCUCACCACUGGUUCUCACAUGCAAGAAGGGUCAUAUUGGCGGAGGAUCCAUCCCCAAUGGUUUUGAAGGUCGUAGCGCGUUUCAAGAGCUCAGAUAGCAUUUCAAUCUCGACUGAUUUAUUAUGCAUGCUAGCGAUGCCCUAUUUCAGGUUUCGGCGCUUCAAAGAUUGCGAAACAAGGAAGAGGUUCCCACUGGAGGUUGCUUCUUACUUGGGUCUCGAGGAGCUAGUGACCGUCCUCCUUGAUCAUAGUACUGGAUCCUGUCCAGGUAUGGAUACUUCGUUAGUCAUCGCGGCAAUGGGAGGUGAUUACAAUAUCAGAAAGCUACUGCUGCAAUACGGAGUUCAAGUCAGUUCAACACGCAAACCUGGCGGAAGGUAUACUGCUCUUGGGGAUGCCUGUUGGAGGGGGCAUCUAUCAGUGAUGAAAAUUUUGAUAGGCCACGGGGCGAAAAUCAAUAGUCCAGCUUGGGGAACCCACCCUCCAUUGCAUGCCGCAGCCUUUGUAGGCGACGCGAUCACAGUCGAUUUUCUGCUCAUGAAAGGUGCCGAUGUCAACGCCAGAGAUUGCCUUGGAAACACGGCUUGCCACAAAGCAACGUCAUGCCGUAGUGGUAUAGACAUCGUCAAACGCUUGGUAGAUGCUCAUUGCGAUCUUAAAAUCGCAAAUACAUUCGGACAAACCGCUCUUCAUUGCGCAGUCGCUGUUGAUAACCCUAUCAUAGUCGAUUUUCUACUCAAGGAAGGUGCCGAUGUCAACGCCAGAGGUUACAAUGGACGAACGGCUUGCCACGAAGCGGCGUGGUCAUUCCGUCGUAGUGGUGUGGACAUCGUCAAAUGCUUGGUAGAUGCUCAUUGCGACCUUGAAAUCACAGAUGACGCCGGGAAAACCGCUCUUCAUUACGCAGCCGGUAGCCUUUAUCCUGAUAUGAUUAUGAUUGAGUUGCUCUUGGAUAAGGGUGCUGAUGCUUCCGCCAAGAAUAAAAAAGGUGAAACCGCUCGGAACGUCGUUGAGAAACGACUCACGAUCGGCGCGAGAGACGAUCUUGGUCCAGAAUAUCGCAAAAAUGAUCAGCAACUACUACAAAGGAUGCUCCAACUGGAACAAAACGCCUCCCCGCUCCUGCUGCAAACGACCUUUGAGUCAAGAGACUGUUUCCUGUGA